GUUUUGGGACAUAAUUUAUACAACUUAACAGGACUUAGACCGAUAGAGUAUUAUUACUAAGUAGACCACAAAAAUAGUAUCUUAUUUAAGAUCAAGAUUUAAAAAUUAACAUAUCCGUUAAAGGAACAAAAGUCAACCAAAUUAAGUCACAAACCGACUUUAAUUUGAAAAGGUCAGGCAAACAAGCAAACAAGCAAAAUACAUAUCAAUACUAAAUACUUAAUGAUCAUAAAUUACUUAAAAAGGAAUUUCCGUAACAAAGGGACUUAAGGCUAAUCAAUAGAAUAUUUAACAGCAGUUAAUUGAAUGGCGGUCUAAAUGCACUAUUAUGCAAACACAACAGAAGGACUUCAUUUCGAUGUUAACGUAAUUGCAUUAGCCUAAAACUAUGCAACAAACAAUUGCACAACUAAAUAAUUGCCAAAUAACGUUAGCACAAACACACAAGCAAUCAAAUACGCAAACACAAGUAUUACCGUUAAUAUAACUGUUAAAUAUAAAUAAGGCGCACUCAAACGCACAUAAACAAACAAAUCAAAUAUAUCAACACGAGCAGAUUUGUUUUGCCGCAAGUGCUGCAGUAGUGCCAUUUUAUUGUGAUUUUAUAUAUUUAAGGACACACACAUACGUAACCACACAUACACACAUUAGUCGAUAUGGCUCUCAUAUGGCGUCGCCGUUCAACUUCAAUCCUCAAAAUUGUCGCAAUUUUAGCAGCAAUUUGGUUCACCGGCGCAUUUCUCAUAUACACCGAUGAUUCAAGUCAAUCGAAUAGCAAAUGGAAUGCGAUGUCGUUGUCAUUCAAAGGAAUCGGUGCUGGUGGCAACUCCGGAGCGGGCAAUAUAGGCGAUAUGGCGAAUGGUGAUAGCUUCAAUGGUGGAGCUGGCAAUAAUAUUGUUGAAUCAGUUAUUGAUGCGAAUAAUCGUGAUGAAAGAGGUAUUGAUAACGUUGGCAAACAUCAUCGUCGUGGUAAUGAAAACGUUCCCAUUGAACAACCGGAUGAAUUGGAAGAAGGUGAUUUUAAUAAUGAUGACGAUAACGCUGGUGCUGCUGUUAAUAAUGACAUAAACGAUGGUGAUGAAUCAGUUGUAAAAAAUGUCGUAGUACAUCCGAAUGAGAAAGUACAACGCGGCAAGCUUAUAGCAGGCAACAAACAAAUCAAAAACGAACAACCACCAGAUGAUGGUGAGUAA
Messenger RNA from Teleopsis dalmanni, 1193 nucleotides. Its product is annotated as putative polypeptide N-acetylgalactosaminyltransferase 9. Bases 657 to 1193 code for a protein of 178 amino acids. Lineage: Eukaryota; Metazoa; Arthropoda; Insecta; Diptera; Diopsidae. The transcript has a single exon. The record is from RefSeq and is a predicted model, not a curated record.